AUGAAAUCAAAACUUUCUAAGCGAAAAUUGGGAUUGACACGAGAAAACUGGAAGCCUAAACCAUCCCCGUUACAGCCCACCACAACAAUGAUGGACAACGGUAAGGCAGUGGCAGAAACUAUGACUAUUUCUAUGGAGCAACAAGAGAAAGAUCAUGCUCAAGAAGAUGAGCCAACUUUGCCAGAAAUUCUUCUAACUUCAUCUUCUGCUACUACCUGGUGUGAAAAGGUUCCAGAUAAAGCCCAAUGUCUCAUUUCUUCUGCAACUCAAUAGGAUUCUUUGCGGCAAGAUCACCAAGUUACUAAGAUCACUGUCAGUGGGAAUAGCUCUCCCCAGUAGCAUGGCAUAUCUAUUUCACAUAACAAAUUUGAAAAUCUUAACG
Molecule: messenger RNA, 382 nt
Organism: Ilex paraguariensis (yerba mate)
Lineage: Eukaryota; Viridiplantae; Streptophyta; Magnoliopsida; Aquifoliales; Aquifoliaceae
Source: the annotation of a GenBank genome assembly